GAACGCCGUCGUUAAAGACCAAAGACACUCCUGUAUCUCUUGUUAUCUUUGGUGAAGCGCGCUGACUACUAUUCCUAUUUUUCUCAUGGGUGCUUACACUAUUUUCGUCACCUUCCUGGUCUUCCUGGUUAUAAUUCAAUAUAUCACCGCCCUACGAUGUUUAAGUUGUAAUGGUUUCAUACAACCACAUCAGUGUUCUAAUAUCGAACUCUGCCCUGAAGGAGACGUAUGCAUAACUGAGUCCUACCGAAGCGAGAAUGGUGAAACCAUGUUUUACGUUGGGUGUGCGUCUGCAAAGAGAUGUGCAUUGACCAGCGGUCAUAAACGCUUCGCUGACAUCCUUCGGACAGAUAACAUCGGAACUCCUCCGCAUCGUAUAUGUACUGAGUGCUGCCACAGUGACCUUUGUAAUUCUGCGGGUUGUCGAAUGGGCGGAUUUCCAACACAAAGAGGACCGGUAUGUUUAGAUUGUCCACAAUCACGUGACCUUGCUGAUUGUGAUGCCAUCUCCAUUUGUCAACAAAGCGAGGUAUGUUACGUUGAGGAAAUGUUUGAGUUCGGCGAACUAUUCUACAAAACAAGCUGCCUACCGAAUACAGAGAAGCGAUGUGUUUCUCCUACAUAUAACCCGGUGGAGGUUGGCAAGCGGUCACAUCAACUUGGAACCUGCUUCUCCUGCUGCCCAUAUGACCUCUGUAACAGCAAAUGUGAUCCUUUCUCAUCGUCCGUGCUAACAACGAUACCGGCAACAACUCCGACUCCGAUAACUCACAGUUUCAAUGGAAAAUCGUUUUUCUUGAUGUUUAUAAGAAAUCAUAACAAUGGCUUCAAUACACAACACCUUAGUGUUAACGUAACAUUUCUAGCCAAGUAUGCUAACAUAGAGGUGAUCACACGAUAUAACGCAACAUAACAACAUGUUUCUGGUCCAGCUAAA
Mizuhopecten yessoensis (Yesso scallop) is the source of this 937-nucleotide messenger RNA. RefSeq lists its product as uncharacterized. Bases 86 to 913 code for a protein of 275 amino acids. The transcript is spliced from 10 exons. Lineage: Eukaryota; Metazoa; Mollusca; Bivalvia; Pectinida; Pectinidae. The record is from RefSeq and is a predicted model, not a curated record.